GUUCGUAUGUUCCUUGGAGACCUAGAACUAGAAAUACACUCGCAAGUUUUUACCUCAAAAAUGAAAGGCGAGUCGAAUGACCAGAGCCCAAAAUUCUUUAGGCCAAUUAAAGGCCCAAUCAUGAGAAAUUUCUCCAUUACCAAUUUGACCUUUACUUUUGUGUGAAAUAUCCAAGAAUGCCACUUCACCAUCGCCCCACCUCAAAAGGCACAUAAACCCCAGCAGGACUUUAGACCCGCCGGCCCUUCUAUUUUCAUUGCAACAAAAAGGCUCUGCUCCUUCUUCACUUAUUGAAAAAAAAAUAAAAAAGGAGAUUUUAAAAUAAAGGCUUGAAAUUUGGUAGCUUUUCUUUGGUUAAUUUUAAUGGCUAAAGGAGAUGAUGCAGUGAGAAGAAAGAAAAACAAGGCACAAAGAAAGAAGCUAAAUCGGAAAAAUGACUCUUCAAGUGUAUCAGCUCAAAUUGCCUCCAUUAUUGCUGCCAAAAAGCGUCGAAAAGCUGGUCAACGCCGCAUCUGUCAGGGGAUGUGUUUUAGCCUUCCUACUCCUGAUGAUCCUUUCAAUGAUAGACUUGAUAAAAAGGAUCUCAGUAGAAGGGAAACCAACAAAACUAUUCCUUCAAAACUGGAUCGGAAAAUCUCAACCAAGGGGAAGGACACUGUACCCACAAAUGGAUCAGUUCUUGGGGAUAAUGGGAAAGCAGAUAAUUUGGGAAAGAUAAGCGAAAAGGUAAUGGCUUUGAAGGAUGAACAUAAAAAAUCAGUUACAUUGAUUAGUAAUGUUGGGAAGACUAGACAUAUAAACUCAGGAAGAAUGGGGAUUCAGCCAGAUGGAGAGGUCAGUGUCCAUGGUCAUCAGGAACAAUCCUGUGAAAGUUCUGAUUGUCCAUCAAAGUAUCUUAUACUCUGCCUGAAGGCAAUAGAGGAUGCAUUGCAUCAUGAUGGUACCUACAAUGGCGAAAAGGACAAGCCUCUAUUUGUAAACACAUGGGGUAUUGAGUUCUGGAAAUGUUAUUCAGCUGGAAAAGAUAUACUUGAUACAAGUGGGUCAUCUUCUGAUGUAGAGCAAAUUGCAUGGGUAGUUUCAACUGCUGCUGAUGCUAUUUCAAGGCGAGAGAAAGAAGGUCUUUCAUUCACUAGUCCUUUCCUUCUAUUCCUUGUGUCAUCCAAAGAAAAAGCUCUCGAGGUACGUUCAUUCUGCAAGCCAUUGAAAGCUCAAGGCAUACAUACAGUAAGUUUACACCCGGGUGCUUCCAUAGACCAUCAGAUCAGUGGCCUGCAGAGCUGUGAACCUGAGUUUCUCAUUUCAACACCUGAGAGACUUUGGCAGCUAGUUUCUUUGAAGGCCAUAGAUAUAUCUGGGGUCUCAAUGCUGGUUAUUGAUGGUAUGGAGUCACUUUCUGGAGGUUGUUUUCUCAAAACCAUAAAGUCCAUCAAGCAGGCUAUUUCAGGAAAACCCCAUACUUUGGUAUUCAGCAAGUCCUUCAGUAAUGCUUCUAUUUCUGCUGUGCAAAAUCUGCUCAAGGGAUUAGUCUAUAGAUUAUCUCUCAAUGAUUCUGUUGCCAGUCAAAGUGCUUGCAUCAUCCAGUCUAUACAUGUGUGCUCCUCAAAGGAAGAAAAGAUAAGGAAGGGCAUUCAUGCUUUGGAAAAUGCUUAUUGCAAUUAUAUAAUACCACAAGCUUGGAAGGUGCUGUACAUAGUUGGAAAACACAAUGAUGUUCAAAAAUUAGUAUCAGCUGUCAAAUUCAAGGGAUAUUCGGUCUCAGCCAGCUCUUACUUGCAUAUUAUGGAGUUUGAAAACAGUCUGGAUUGCGGCAGCAGAAUGAGACCUUCAGUCUCCAUUAUUGAUAUUGAACACAUCAGUUCUACAGCUUUGGAACAGUAUGGUGUUGUAAUAAUUCCUGAUUUUGUUGUCUCAAUUGAUGAUUAUGUUCAAAUUCUCACGAGGAUGGCACGGCACACAGUCAAUGGUGUAUUGCAUAGCUUUUUAACUAAAGAAGAUGCGCAGCAUGCUAGGCCAUUGAUUGAUAUCCUUGAGCAAUGUGGGCAGACAGUGCCUGAAGCCCUAAGAAACUUGUGUUAUGUGGAUCAGCCAUGUUAGAAUCCUUGAAAAGAUAUAACUUGUCCCAUUCUUUCUAGAUCCUCUAAUCUCUUUGCUGGAAAUAUUAUUAGGUGAACUGUUGCAAUCUUACAUUUCACCUGCAGUUUUGCUAAUACAGCACUGAGAGUAAGAUUUCUGUUUAAAUAUUAUUAUUUAUAGGAAAAUUCUCUCUUAGGCAUUGUUUUGUAU
Molecule: messenger RNA, 2286 nt
Organism: Durio zibethinus
Lineage: Eukaryota; Viridiplantae; Streptophyta; Magnoliopsida; Malvales; Malvaceae
Product: DEAD-box ATP-dependent RNA helicase 20
Source: RefSeq, a predicted model, not a curated record